AUGGCUCGACGACCCGCCCGCUGCUACCGAUACUGCAAGAACAAGCCGUAUCCCAAGUCCCGCUUCAACCGUGGUGUCCCCGACCCCAAGAUCAGGAUCUUCGAUCUUGGCCGAAAGCGUGCCGGUGUCGACGACUUCCCCCUCUGUGUUCACCUCGUUUCCAAUGAGUACGAACAGCUGAGCUCCGAGGCUCUCGAAGCCGCCCGUAUCUGUGCCAACAAGUACCUUGUCAAGAACGCCGGUAAGGAAGGUUUCCACCUUCGUGUCCGUGCCCACCCUUUCCACGUCGUCCGUAUCAACAAGAUGUUGUCGUGCGCCGGCGCCGAUAGGCUGCAAACCGGUAUGCGUGGUGCCUACGGCAAGCCCAACGGCACUGUUGCCCGUGUCAACAUCGGUCAGAUUCUCAUGAGCGUCCGCACUCGUGACUCUAGUAUGGCUUCCUUCCCCUACCGUGCUAUCGCCCUCGAGGCCCUCCGUCGCUCGCAGUACAAGUUCCCCGGCAGGCAAAAGAUCAUUAUCUCCAAGAACUGGGGCUUCACCCCUCUCCGCCGUGAGGAGUACCUCGUCAAGAGGGAUGCUGGUCACGUCAAGGUCGACGGUGCCUACGUCAAGUUCCUCACCAACCGCGGCUCCCUUGCGCACAACAUGAAGGAGUUCCCCGACGCUUUCGAGGCUUAG
Molecule: messenger RNA, 678 nt
Organism: Scedosporium apiospermum
Lineage: Eukaryota; Fungi; Ascomycota; Sordariomycetes; Microascales; Microascaceae
Exons: 4
Coding region: 1-678 (225 amino acids)
Biological process (GO): translation; ribosomal large subunit assembly
Cellular component (GO): cytosolic large ribosomal subunit; ribosome
Molecular function (GO): structural constituent of ribosome
Source: RefSeq, a predicted model, not a curated record